Messenger RNA from Labeo rohita (rohu), 1692 nucleotides. Its product is annotated as zinc finger protein 501-like. Gene Ontology annotation, biological process: regulation of transcription by RNA polymerase II. The record is from RefSeq and is a predicted model, not a curated record. The coding region runs from base 216 to 1607 and encodes 463 amino acids. Gene Ontology annotation, cellular component: nucleus. NCBI's taxonomy places the organism in Eukaryota, Metazoa, Chordata, Actinopteri, Cypriniformes, Cyprinidae. The transcript has 4 exons. Gene Ontology annotation, molecular function: RNA polymerase II transcription regulatory region sequence-specific DNA binding; DNA-binding transcription factor activity, RNA polymerase II-specific.
GGUGGAAUAUGCACCAAAGCUGGUUUGCCAACCUCCAUUAACGUCCAAGAAGAAGAACAUUUAUUUCAUUCAAGGAGGAGCCGUGAACAAACGCAGCCUGCAAAGCCAUUGUCAGAUAAGGUAGAGACUCCUCAAAGCUUUCGGGCGCAGCAGCAGCAGCUAGUCUGAGGAGAGAAAUUCAUAUUCAGUGAAGCUCCUCCCACAAACCCUGCAGAAUGAACCACACUGAAGAUACUGAGGAACAAACAGAGUUGAUUAAACAAAACAAUGAGAAUGAAGAACUGGCUGAAGCUGAGGAGAAAAAUCAUGUCAAAACUGGAGAAGAACCUUUGAGUUGCUCUCAAACCAAUCAAGAUGAUUUAAAGAAAAUAAGAUCAAAGAAAUCUUUCAUUUGCACUCAGUGUGGAAAGAGUUUCUCACACAAAACAAAUAUUGGCCGCCACAUGAGAAUUCAUACUGGAGAGAAACCGUACACUUGUGAUCAGUGUGGGAAGAGUUUCAUACAAUCAGCAAACCUUAAGGUACACAUGAACAUUCACUCUAGAGAAAAAACUUACAAAUGUUCACACUGUGACAAGAGAUUCAGUCGGUCAGAACAACUGGAAAAACAUGAGAGGAUCCACACUGGAGAGAAACUUCAUAAGUGUUCACACUGUGACAAGAGAUUCCGUCAGUCUCGAGACCUGAGAACACACGAGAGGAUCCACACUGGAGAGAAACCGUACAAGUGUUCACACUGUGAAAAGACAUUCAGUAAUUCUGGAUACUUGAAAACACAUGAGAGGACUCAUACUGGAGAGAAACCAUACAAGUGUUCACACUGUGACAAGACAUUCAGUCAGUCUGGAUACCUGAAAACACAUAAAAGGAUUCACACUGGAGAGAAACCAUUUACAUGUGAUCAGUGCGGAAAGAGUUUCACACAAAAUGUAAACCUUACGGCUCAUAUGAGAAUUCAUACUGGGGAGAAACCAUUUUCUUGUGAUCAUUGUGGAAAGAGUUUUACUCACUUAGCAAACCUUAAGGGCCACAUGAACAUCCACACUAAAGAGAAGCAGCACGCAUGUGAUCAGUGCGGCAAAACUUUUUUGUGGGCUCCGGACCUGAAGAAACACCUGAGAGUUCAUACAAAGGAGAAGCCGCAUUCAUGUCAUUUGUGUGGAAAGAGUUUUUCAUUUCUACAAAAUUUGAGAGUACAUCAGAAAAUGCAUACAGUUAUGAGAGAGUACAUGUGCUGUGAGUGUGAAGAGACUUUUACUUCAGCAAACUGUUUAAAACAGCACCAGAGGAUUCACACUGGAGAAAAAUCUUAUAAGUGUUCACUCUGCAACAAGAGAUUUAGUCAGCCAGGAAAUCUGAAAACACACCAGAAGAUUCACACUGGAGAGAAACCUUAUAAGUGUUCACACUGUGACAAGAGAUUCAUUCAGUUAAUACAACUGAAAACACAUGAGAGGGUCCACACUGGAGAGAAACCGUAUCACUGCACUGAAUGUGGGAAGCGUUUCAGUCAAUUAUCUUCUCUACAGAGUCACACAAGGAACAAUCACAGCUCAUCUUCAGAUCCAGCACUUUCAGUUCUGAUGCCGCUUCCUCACCAAAUGUGACACAAUAAUGCAUCAAGCAAUAAAAUAUAAUCUGGAUAAAUCAUAAAUGUAUGAUCAAGUGACAUGGCAAAGAAACAUUAUCUUA